AUGCAGAUUGACGAGGACCCCAGUUGGCAAGACCCCAUCAUCGACUAUUUGACGAAUGGAAACCUGCCAACGGACAAGUCCGAAGCUAGAAAGGUCCAGCAGAAAGCCGCGAGAUACUACAUGCACGGCAACAAGCUCAUCCGCAGAUCGUACUCCGGCCCUCAUCUCACCUGCAUAAAGUACCCUCAGACGCUUGAGGUUCUCUGCAAAAUUCACGACGGCGAGUGUGGCAACCACUCUGGAAGCAGGUCGCUCGCCCAGAAAGCUCUAAACAUAGGCUACUUCUGGCCUACCAUGCGUCACGACUCCUCUGAAUAUGUUAAGAAGUGUGAUCACUGGGAAUCAUCUUACGAGAUGUGCAGAACACACUCGGAGUCUCUCAAGGGGGAUCCUGGUACUCGCCAACUUCCUAAGGGAAAUCAUCCUAGAGAUGUGUAG
Messenger RNA from Prunus persica (peach), 438 nucleotides. RefSeq lists its product as uncharacterized. The record is from RefSeq and is a predicted model, not a curated record. The transcript has 2 exons. Bases 1 to 438 code for a protein of 145 amino acids. NCBI's taxonomy places the organism in Eukaryota, Viridiplantae, Streptophyta, Magnoliopsida, Rosales, Rosaceae.